Molecule: messenger RNA, 780 nt
Organism: Osmia lignaria (orchard mason bee)
Lineage: Eukaryota; Metazoa; Arthropoda; Insecta; Hymenoptera; Megachilidae
Source: RefSeq, a predicted model, not a curated record
GAUAUUCACUUCAAGCAUCUGUUUUCGGUAUUUCGUUUUCGAAGGGACAAACAAAAUUGGAAAAAUUCUCGCGAUGGACCAGUACCCUGGUAGAGUUCAAUCCGUAUUCGGAGAUUAUCACACAUCGACCAUGAUCGAUCAUGGAUUCCCAAACCGAACGAUUAAAACGAGUUAUCCAUCCGCUACCGAUACAGCGGACCAGGAAUCAUUCACUCUCAAGCAAAAUGAAAAUCUUCGAAUUUGUCAAGCUUUAUUAUUAUCCACUUGUAUGCUGUUGAUGAGCUACCAUAGCGUACGUUACGGUAGAACCGAGUAUAGUAUAUUGGCAAAUGGUAAAAUUACUCAAGGAUACGCGCACAAAGCUGUGGUCACGUUGAGCUUAGGGUAUUCGAUUUCUUAUUCCGUGAUUUCUUUCCUGGCAAUCGGCAUGCUUGCCUAUUCCAUUGUAACGAAACGUCCACGCUGGAGCAUUCCAUCGAUAAUACUCUAUCUGAUUGAUCUGGUGUACGAUGUAAGCGGUGCUUUCAUUGUAAUUUGGCUACUUUUCUCGAAUCUCCCUACCUCAAUGGCCUUCUCUUACGCGUUCGGAACGAUACUCUUGAUACUCGGAGAAGUUUGGAUAUGGAUGGGUGUCCUUCGUCUUUACGAACAGAGAACGUUCAAAUAAAAGAAAAUUCAUAGAUAUCGAAGAUCAAGACAAGUGUAAAUUUGAUACAGCGUAUUUGUAUUUUGUAUUUUGUAAACUACACGUGUACAGUUUAUUAAUAAAGUAUUGUCACG